CAAGCUCAAAAUGCGUAGGACUCACGCACACGCGCGAGAAACGAUGCAAUUAAUGACUUUCACGCCUUCGACGCAAGUCUGAAGGAAUGCGACUGCCCACGCUGCCGCGCGAGGCCGGGCUUUGGGUGGGUGCAGCCUGCGCAGGCCUGGCAGGCGGCUUAGCCUACAAGCACUGGGCCACGAAGAAGUACGGCGGCGAGGCGAACCGGCUGGUCGCGGAGGCGAAACGCGCAGCGGUUGCCGGAGACGCGUCGACGGCGUGCGCGCGAUACGAGCAAUGCCUCGAGCUCGUCCGGACCAGAGGCGGCGCGCACCAGCGGUUCGGAGAAGCGACAGCGACGCUCGCACGCGCGGCGGCGAACGCGUGCGAGGACGCGGGCGAACGCCGUCGAGCCGAAGCGCUCUGGCGCUCCGCGCUCGAGUCCACGCCGCCGCGGCACCGGAGUCGUGCAGUCGCUUACGACCGGCUCGCAUCUCUGGCGCAAGACCGCGGCGCCGUCCAGGAGGCUCUGGCGCUCCGCGCGAAAGCUGUCGGAGCCUUGGCGUCACCAACGCAGAUCGCGGAGGCCUCGCUCGACCCCGCCGUCGCGUAUGAGCUCGCGGGCGUCAUGCACAACUACGCGACCCUCUUUUGCGAGGCGGGUGACACGUCCGCGGCGACGAAGACGCUCGACCAGACGCACCGCGUCUGCGGCGUCGUGCCCGACGCGGCAGAGCAGGAGGAUUGCCGGCGGCGGUGCGACGCGCUGCGGAGGCACAUUGUGAAGGAAGGCUAAUGUUCGUUGUG
Pelagomonas calceolata is the source of this 787-nucleotide messenger RNA. The record is from the annotation of a GenBank genome assembly. NCBI's taxonomy places the organism in Eukaryota, Pelagophyceae, Pelagomonadales, Pelagomonadaceae.